AUGGAGGAGCCCCCGGCGUGGGAGAACGACGGCCUGCUUCCUCUGGAAAGGCAGCUCCAUGAAGCUGCCCGUCGGAACAACAUCGGAAGGAUGAAGGAACUGAUCCAGAGGAAAGUCAACAUCAGGGCCAGAAACCACGUGGGCAGGGUAGCCCUGCACUGGGCUGCGGGUGCAGGGCAUGAGCAAGCUGUGCGGCUGCUCCUGGAGCAUGAGGUUGCUGUGGACGAUGAGGAUGCGUUUGGGAUGAACUCACUUCUCCUGUCUGCCUGGUUCGGCCACUUACAGAUCCUGCAGAUCUUGGUCAACUCUGGGGCCAAGAUCCACUGCAAGAACAAGGACGGCCUGACAUUACUACACUGUGCAGCCCAAAAAGGCCACGUGCCAGUGCUCGCAUUCAUAAUGGAAGACCUGGAGGAUGUGCCCCUGGACCAAGCUGACAAGCUGGGAAGGACAGCGUUUCACAGGGCUGCUGAGCAUGGGCAGCUGGACGCUCUGGACUUCCUUGUGGGCUCUGGCUGCGAGCACAGUGUGAAAGACAAGGAGGGGAACACAGCCCUUCACCUGGCUGCUAGCCGCGGCCACCUGACUGUGUUGCAGCGACUCGUGGACAUCAGGCUGGACCUGGAGGAGCAGAAUGUGGAAGGUCUGACUGCCCUACACGCAGCGGUUGAAGGCAGCCACCCUGACUGUGUGCAGCUGCUCCUUGAGGCUGGGAGCAGCGUGAACGCCCUCACCCAGAAAAAGCAAAGCUGCCUCCACUACGCAGCCCUUGGUGGCUCUGAGGAUGUGGCCCGGGCCCUCAUCCAUGCAGGAGGCCACACCAACAUAGCUGAUCAUCAGGGAGCCUCUCCUAUGCACCUCGCUGUGAGGCACAACUUCCCUGCCUUGGUCCAGCUCCUCAUUGACGCAGGCAGUGACCUGGAUGCCACUGACAAUAGGCAGCAGACGCCCCUCCACCUUGCUGCUGAGCACGCCUGGCAGGACAUAGCAGAGAUGCUCCUCGUCACUGGGGUUAACUUAAACCUGAGAGAUAAGCAAGGGAAAACUGCCCUGGCAGUGGCCGCCCGCAGCAACCACAUCAGCCUGGUGGACAUGAUUAUAAAAGCUGAUCGCCUCUACAAAUGGGAGAAGGACCACCCUCAGGAUCCCUCUGGGAAGAACUUGACCUUUAAGCAGGACCAUCGGCAGGAAACGCAGCAAUUCCACUCUGUGCUGUGGCAACUGGCUUCCAGGCAUCUGCGGCCUCAAGAGUGGAAGAAGCUUGCGUAUUGCUGGGAAUUCACCGAGGCCCACGUCCAUGCCAUCGAGCAGCAGUGGACAGGCGUCAAGAGCUACCAGGAGCAUGGCCACCGGAUGCUGCUUAUCUGGCUGCAUGGUGUGGCCAUAGCCGGUGAGAAUCCCAACAAAGCACUGUUCGAGGGCCUCGUGGCCAUUGGCAGGAGGGACCUGGCUGAAAGCAUCAGGAAGAAAGCAAAUGCUGACCCGGGUACCCCCAGGAGGUGUACAGCCAUGUAA
This is a messenger RNA of Puma concolor (puma), 1515 nucleotides long. NCBI's taxonomy places the organism in Eukaryota, Metazoa, Chordata, Mammalia, Carnivora, Felidae. The record is from RefSeq and is a predicted model, not a curated record.